Betta splendens (Siamese fighting fish) is the source of this 3446-nucleotide messenger RNA. RefSeq names its product proline dehydrogenase (oxidase) 1a (gene prodha). The record is from RefSeq and is a predicted model, not a curated record. The transcript is spliced from 14 exons. Lineage: Eukaryota; Metazoa; Chordata; Actinopteri; Anabantiformes; Osphronemidae. Gene Ontology annotation, cellular component: mitochondrion. Gene Ontology annotation, molecular function: proline dehydrogenase activity; FAD binding. The coding region runs from base 183 to 2054 and encodes 623 amino acids.
UACGUUCUCCUCUGUGCGGUCAAAGAAGGGUCUCUUAUCGGCGCUUGUCUGCACGUGACGCCGGACCCUGUGAUGUAACACGUGGCGCCGCCCCGGCACGCGACGACUUUGGGCGCGCGCUCACUAUAACGCAAGAAGUGCGCGGUGGUGCGUGGGCUGCCGCUCAGACAGGAAGAGGCGCCAUGGCGUACGCCAAGCUGCUAGCUGCGCUCCGCAGGACGAGCUCCGCGAACCUGAGAAACGCGCACCUCUCGCUCGGAAGGUGUCGCCCGUCGGUGGCCUCCACGCGGAGGCGCGAGGACAAGGAGCAGCCGCUGGACGGCUGCCCCGUGGUGGAGGCAGUGCCGGUGGAGCUCAUCAGCCAGAGCAUCAAAGCGACCGACGCGCCGAGGAGCGAGAUCCACAUUGACUUCGACAACACUGAGGAAGCGUAUAAAAGCAAAGGCAACCUGGAGCUGAUCCGGAGUCUGCUGGUCUUCAAACUCUGCACCGUCGACGUGCUGGUCGAAAAGAACAAGGAGCUGAUGGAGCUGAGCAAGAAGCUUCUGGGCCAGAGGCUGUUCGAGAGGCUGAUGAAGAUGACGUUUUACGGCCAGUUCGUGGCGGGCGAGGACCACAACGCCAUCAAGCCUCUGAUCGAGAAGAACCGGGCCUUCGGCGUGGGGGCCGUUCUGGACUACAGCGUCGAGGAGGACCUGACACAAGAGGAGGCAGAGAGGAAGGAAAUGGAUUCGUGUGUUUCCGAAGCAGAAAAGGAAAGUCCAGGCGCUGAUCAUCGUGAGAGGAAGUACAAGGCUCAUCGUCAGUUUGGGGACCGGCGUGGGGGCGUCAUCAGCGCUCGCACCUACUUCUAUGCGGAUGAGGCCAAAUGUGACAACCAAAUGGAGACGUUCAUAAACUGCAUCAAAGCCUCUGGUGGAGCUUCUGCUGAUGGGUUCUCUGCCAUUAAAAUGACGGCUCUGGGACGCCCGCAGUUCCUACUCCAGUUCUCAGAGGUCCUGGUUAAGUGGAGACGGUUCUUUAACUUCCUGGCUGCACUGCAGGGAAAAUCUGAAAUGAUGGUUUUGGAGCAGAAGCUGGAGCUGGACCAGCUAAAGGAAAAUUUGACCAAGUUGGGUGUUGGAUCUAGGGAUGAAAUUGACAACUGGUUCAGCGGGGAGAAGCUGGGUGUGUCUGGAACGAUAGAUCUUCUGGACUGGAACAGUUUAAUAGACGAUACAACAAAAAUCUCCAAUUUGCUGAUGGUGCCAAACCUAGAGACGGGCCAGCUGGAGUCUCUGCUGAACAGGUUCACCGCCGAGGAGGAGCGGCAGAUGAAGCGCAUGCUCCAGAGGGUGGACAUCCUGGCCAACCACGCUCUGGAUAACGGGGUGAGACUGAUGGUCGAUGCAGAGCAGACGUACUUCCAGCCCGCCAUCAGUCGACUCACCCUGGAAAUGCAGAGGAGGUUCAACCGAGAGAAGCCUGUUAUCUUCAACACGUACCAGUGUUACCUGAAGGAAGCGUAUGACAAUGUAACCCUGGACGUGGAGCUGUCGAGGCGAGAAGGCUGGUACUUCGGGGCCAAGCUGGUCCGAGGAGCCUACAUGUACCAGGAGAGGGCCCGGGCCCAGGAAAUCGGCUACGAGGACCCGAUAAACCCCGACUAUGAAGCCACGAACAGGAUGUACCAUAAGUGUUUGGAGUACGUGCUGGAGGAGAUCGAGCACAGCAGGAAAGCAAACGUCAUGGUUGCGACUCACAAUGAGGACACCGUGAAAUUCACCCUAGAACAGAUGAACGAGAUGGGCCUCUCCCCCACUGAGAAUAAAGUUUAUUUUGGACAGCUGCUGGGCAUGUGUGACCAGAUCAGCUUCCCGCUAGGUCAGGCAGGGUUCCCAGUCUACAAGUACGUUCCCUACGGCCCGGUGAAUGAGGUCAUUCCCUACCUUUCUCGCCGGGCUCAGGAGAACCGCGGCUUCAUGAAAGGCUCGCAGAGAGAGCGCAGCCUGCUGUGGAAGGAGCUGAAGCGCAGGCUGGCGGCGGGACAGAUCUCCUUCAAGCCCGUCUACUGAGUGGCUCCACCACAUGAAUGUGUCUGUAAGCAUUCCACCGUGUGACUGCACAGCCGCCGGUAGCUUCGCUCCUAGCGGCUGCUUAUUGUCCUACCUACUGUGUUGGGUUUCGUUUAAAUGGGAGUGUGGCGUGAUAUGUGGUCGAACUGGAUGAGUUCUAGAUCAAAACAUAAACUAGUAUAAGGAGCAUUUUGUUUGAAUGUAAAAAGGAAAGUGAUUUAAAAAAAAAAAAGUAGGUCAGAUAACGAGGUUUCAGUUUUUGUUUUGCUUGCUCUGCCUGCAUGGUUUCAUCUACACAGAGCAGACAACUGGAAGGAGACAGAAAAAAUGCUGCUAGGAUUAAAGGUCGCGUAGUUCGGAAACUAAAACAGAAGCUGUCUAAGUCUAAAGCUCUUGUGGACUUAGGAGGAGUGGGAGGUGCCAUUUACGUGCAAGAUUGGUGGCGGAUGUAAAUUAAAAAUAAAUGACAUUUCUCAAACAGAAUUUCAAGCAUCAGGAAAAACAAUAUUUAUUCCCUUGGAAAGAUUUUAUUAAUAUAAAAGAAUCAAAGUAUUAUAAGACAAAAGGAUUUUAAUAAUAGUUUGAAUUUGAUUAAUAUUUGCCUGCAAAUAUGUUUUUAAAGUUUGUUCAAGAAAGGCUUGUAUUACAACACUGUAGAUUAGAAAGUUUAUUCACGAUUAGUUUAACUGGACCUUAUGUUGUUUUGUGCAAGGAAGUGUACUUGUUUGUGUGUUCAGUUCACUUUAUCUUUUUUUUUUGUUGUUGUUCCAAAGUGCCUCGUCAUAUUUCUUGGAGACUACACACAAAUGACAGUACAACUGGUUUUAUUGGUUUCACUGCACAGUCGGGUUGUAAAUACUUUUGUAGCUUAAACCGUGUUCAAUGUUUCUUUUUAACCAACCUGAACAGUAGGAGCAGAACAGUAAGUCGGUCAUUUAUAUUGUUUUUGAUAGAUAUGCUGUUGGUCCAUAAACAUUUUUAUCCAUGUACGGAUUCACAUGAUGACUUUCAUUGACGCAUAAAUGUAACACGAACCAGAUGAUUUACUGUUGAUGAUGAAGGCACCGGCUCCUCUGGAGUGUUAUUGUCAUUGUCAAGCAAAAUUCAAAUGUUGUCUCAGUAUUUAGUUCAUCACAUCCCGACAGCAGCAGCAGCUGCAGCCGCCCUGCGCUGUGGUUUUGUUUCUAGGUAACUUAUGGACAGAGGAGCAUUUGCAUAUAGUAUCAGGUACAUGCCAUUUGUUUCUGCCAGUCAGUUUGUUAUACGGAGGUUUUAUGAAAGGCUGGUGGUUUCGGGUUGUCUAGUCUUUGAGUGUACUCCUCAUUGGAUGCAAGUUAAAAUACAUUUAAUUAUAAAACUGUAUUUUUGUAAAUAAAAACUUAUAGCACUGUA